CAGCAGCAGCAGCAGCAGCAGCAGCAGCAGUACUGCAGCGGCAGCGGCCCGAACUGCUGCAUCCCGGCCGGCAGCAGCAGCAGCACAGCACAGUUGCAGCAGCAGCGCCGCAGCAGCAGCAGCAGCAGCACGACCGCAGCAGCGGCGCUGCUGCUGCCGCUGCGCUCCCGCGCCCGCUGCAGCAGCAGCAGCAGCAGCAGCAGCAGCAGCAGCAGCAGCAGCAGCAGCAGCAGGACCUGGAGGAGGGCGCAGUUGAUGGCAGUGGACUUUCCGUGUCUGUCCACCGCCUGGAACGGCGGCGGCGAGUAGUCUUCGAUGAACCGCUGAAACGCUGCAGCAGCAGCAGCAGCAGCAGCAGCAGCAGCAGCAGCAGCAGCAGCAGCAGCAGCGGGAGCGCGAGGGGUGUGGCGGCGGCAGCGGGGGACCACGCGGAAGCGGCGGCGCUGCGCUGCUCGCGAGAGCAGCAAGCGGCGAACCAGCAGCAGCAGCGAGGCUCCAGCAGCAGCAGCAGCAGCAGCAGCAGCAGCAGCAGCAGCAGCGCCGCAACCCCGCAGCAGCAGCAGCUGCUGCUGCUGCUGCUGCAGCAGCAGAGGCGCUUCCAGCGAACGCAGCACCCAAGCAGCAGCAACACCGCCACAGCAGCAGCAACGCCCGCCCCUGCCCACGUCGCACCACCCCCACCCCCAACACCGCAGCAGCAGCAGCAGCAGCAGCAGCAGCAGCAGCAGCAGCAGCAGCAGCAGCAGCAGCACCUGUGA
This is a messenger RNA of Eimeria necatrix, 758 nucleotides long. RefSeq lists its product as hypothetical. The record is from RefSeq and is a predicted model, not a curated record. The annotation marks the transcript as partial. Lineage: Eukaryota; Apicomplexa; Conoidasida; Eucoccidiorida; Eimeriidae. The transcript has 2 exons.